AACUCUCCUUCGCAUGUUUUAAAAUUUUCUUUUUUCCCUUUUGCACAUUUUUUUUUUUUUUUUUUUUCUAAUUAUUUUUCAACGCGCGAUACCACCACCAUACGAAUAAAAAUUAAAUAUAUGGCUGCGCUGUCAUUUUGCUACGCACCACCUUUAUCGGGUCAGUACACCCAGUAUGUCGCUGAGGAUGAAGAGUCUAUAUUAUCCCUUCUUCAAGAAACAUGUCAAAAUAUCAUGACUUCUACAGGUUGUCAAAUAUCAGUUCUGACUACAAAAUCUAAAAAUCCUCAAUUAUCUCAACACACUGACUAUAAUCUGUCGCUUACUGGCUCAGCUCAAGCUUUAAUGGACGCCCGUGGUGAUUUGCUUCGAAACUGUCCACUCGAGAUCAAAUUGUCUCUCCAGAUUCCACCUACCUCCAAAUUACCAGUAAUGUCUGAUCAUUUCGAAAAACUACAACAGGAAUUACACACAAAGAUUACCUUGCUGCCUGAAAAGCUGCACCACUCUUCACUCAUCUCUGAUAAUCCAGUGACAAUCGAGAUCGUGGGUAAUCCUACACAAGUUGAGCAAUGCCGCGUGCGUGUUCUCGUGCUCCUUGACGAAAUGAAAUCAUUCAAGACUGAAAUUGUUCGAUUACCAUUAAAGCUGCAAUAUCUUAUCUGCGGAAGAAAGAGAGCCGGGCUAUUACCCAUUAUUGAAGAAACUUCCACCAAUAUCUACUUUCCUUCGCCUUUUGCAGACACAAACACGCAAUCAAGUACAACCGACGAAAAAGACCUCGAGGACGAAUGCCAACCUGCAAUUUAUAUUACUGGAGAACCCAGUAAUGUCUCAAGAGUCAAAGACAUGUUGAAUAAAUUGGCUGUUCAAAAAGCAAAAUCAAUGUACCACAAAGACACUGCACUUUAUGCAAGAAAAAUGGAUUGGCUUUUAUUACAUCGUCGUGAUGAAUUACGUAAAAUCAUGCACGAUAAUGGUGCCUUUAUUGAAUUUCCUCCCAUCGGAUCAGGGGACAAUCGUGUCACUGUCUAUGCUGAAAAUCGUGUGAACGCUGAACGUACAUUAAGAGCGCUUAAUUUCCAAGCAUGUAAUAUAUACGAAGCCUGCUUCUACUUUAAUAAUCGUGAUGGUGCUAUCUAUGACGCUACUGGUGGACACACAUUUUUCGAUUCUACCUCGAACUUAUCAAGCCUUGUAUCACAACUCUCCCAGGUUUCUGGAUCAGAAGUCGUUUACAAGAGCGACCCAGGUUGUAUAGAGGUAUUAGGUGCCGAACGUGCCAUUCGAAAUGUCUAUCAACGUCUUCAAGAAAUGCAGUUCCUCCAGAUAUUCCACCAAUACACUAUAUUCCGUGUUGAAUCUUCAAACGAACAGCGAGACUUCAUCUCUGGAAAAAAGAAUGGCAAAAUCAACAAGAUUAUGAAAACUUCCGGGGCCAAAAUUAGAUUUAUGCCCUUCAUCAACGAUUAUAAUUUUAUUAUCGAGGUCGAAAGCACCAGUUUCACAAAGGCCUUGGAUGGUCUCACUUUACUCCAAGAAGAAUUACCGGCCGAAAUUUCUUUCUAUGUCCCAGAAUCGUAUCAUAAACGCAUCAUCGGUGUCGGGGGUAAGAAUAUUCAACGCAUCAUGAAAAAGUACGGUGUUUACGUCAAAUUCUCCAACACUGAAGAAUUUGCUUCCCUCGGUGGCUACUAUAACAAUCAAGACAACGUCGUUGCUCGUACUCCUAUGAAGAACCAAAUUAAUCUAGAUAACCUACGUCAUGCUGUCAUGGAAUUGAUUCAUCCUAAAGAUCGUGACUACAUCAUUGAAACCAUUCGUAUCCCCUUUGGCUUCCAUCGCGACAUGAUUCAUGAAUACCAAGAUAACUUUAUUGCCGAAGAGCUGAUCAAAAAGACCAAUACCCAUGUUCUUUGGCCCGACGCUGAACUUGCAAAUAGUAAUGUCGAGUUACUUGGUCCAGAAGCACACAUGCCACUUGCUUUCAAAAUGAUGGAGAGUAUUGUACCAGAAGCAUAUGACUUACAUCUUCCCCUUAGUACCGAACUUCAUGCUGCCAUCAGGUCCAGUCACUUCAAUGAUAACGUAGUGGAAUACCUUCAUCAAGAAUACGAUAUCGUAGUUGAAGCAAUAUCCUUUGCUGAACAAUCUUCUGGGGAUGAAGAUGGAUUGAUUCGUCUUAGUAUGACCAAGGACAAAAUCAAUUCUGCUUUGCACGCAGCUUUAAGUGUUGUCAUCGAUUACUUGGGAGGCCAAAAUGUGGACUUUUAUGAGAAUACCACAGCAGAUGAACUCUUUGCUCAAGUGAAUAAGAGUCAAGCUUUAUCGUCUGGUAACAAUAGCCAUCAUCUCUUGGAUGCAGCCGCAAUGUUGAAACAACAAACACAAUCGCUUGUUGGUAAUCAAUCUUCAGUUUCAAUGAUGCGUUCUUCAAACGAUGCAAUCUAUAACGGCAAUAAUAUCAACACCACCAAUAACCCUAGUCCAACUCAGGCAUAUCAAUUCUUCAAUUUCCAAAAUGAUACUAAUAUUCAACACCAUAAUAAUCCCCAUCUUAACCAUACUAAUACACAUAAUACACCUAAUAAUAACCCUCUUGACGGCAGCGGCUGGACACCACCCUAUAUGCAUCAACAAGGAGGAGGAGGACCUAUACCAUCUGUCUCUACUUCGGGCCAGUCAAAUGGCAGUAGUAGUAAAAAUGGCGAUAAUCUCCGGGCUAUAUUUGAUGCCCCCAUGGAGUUGACAGAGCAAGAACGGGCCGUACUUUCAAAUUAUCGCUACCAAAGAAUGAGUAUGCCUCCUACCACAAACUUUGGAUUCCCUCAGACUGUUCCCACAGCUCCUAUUAAUGAUAUUUGGUCUACGCCCUCUCAGAUCCCCAGCAGUAACCGUAGAUCUACCGGAUUCACUUCAGCAAAUAUGGCAAGUCCCCCUUCAAACCCACGCCGAACUACUGGAAACUAUUCCAACACAGCGAACGAUGCCAUGCAAAUGAGGAUGUUUAAUGAAGGUAGUAAUCCUAGCUUUUACCCGGGAAGGAUGCAAACCAAAAAUGAUUUCAAUCCCUACAACGAUACAGCACCACUGAAAUCCAGUCAAUCGAUGCCUGAGCCUAUGCUUGAGUCACAUUUCAAUGGGGCGGCGACGAAUAUGGCACCCUUUCAAGCGUCGCCAAACUCGUUUCAACACCAUCAACAAUUUGCUCAAUUGAAUCUUGGAAAUUUUAGUAGACAAUCUAACCCUGGUGGUGGUUUUGUUAAUAAUAAUCAUAAUUCACCUCCUGAACAUAACCAACAAACGCAUCAAUUUUAUCCAAUCAAUGAUGAAAUGAAUGUUGUACAUAGUAUAUUGGAUAAUUUCCCAUCAGGUUCGUCAGGUUACGAUCCUCGUCGUCAACCUCCUUCGGAUCAGGACAGUAAAGGAUCAAGACCUCCUCCAGGAAUAGAUAUUUAAGUGAAAUAGGGGAAGCAGACAAAAAACACUAAAAAAAAAAGAUAUAUACAUAUACGGAUUGGCCAUAAAAAAACAAAAAAAAAACACACACACACAGACACACACACUCAGAAAACAUUACAAAAAAAAAAAAAUGAAAAUAAC
Molecule: messenger RNA, 3603 nt
Organism: Mucor mucedo
Lineage: Eukaryota; Fungi; Mucoromycota; Mucoromycetes; Mucorales; Mucoraceae
Exons: 7
Coding region: 121-3459 (1112 amino acids)
Biological process (GO): nuclear division
Cellular component (GO): nucleus; cytoplasm
Molecular function (GO): mRNA binding
Source: RefSeq, a predicted model, not a curated record